ACAGUCUUCAAUAUUAUCUUGUCGGCGGUAGAAAUAUAUGAAUUCUUUGUCCAAAACAGUUUCUAAGAGGAGAGUUUGUACCCCCUGGUCCAAAAAUGCGUAUUCGUUGAUUGAUCACGACGCAUUGAAAACGAUAUAUGGUUAUUUGUUUCAUUGAAUUUCUUCUCAGUCAAGCUAGCGGUGACGCAUUUAUUUUAAGCUUGAAAUAAUCUUUUGAUUAUCAUAAUGAAUCUGAGACCUGCCGGUAUGUCUGAUGAUGAAGAAGAAGAAGAAAUAUAUUUUGGAGUCAAUGAUCCUAAAACGCAUGAUGAUACCAAUAAAGAUCAUACGGACGAAGCCAGCUUGCCGAAGAAGAUCAUUAAUUACCAUAAUUAUCACAAUGAAGAGCAAGCCCUCGAGUCUCAAGUCAUAAACGCGUGUAUACACGGGCAAAUGGAUACGAUAUACGAAUAUCUUAAAAAGAAUGAUGUUGAUAAAUUGUUACGUACUGGAUGGUCUUUAUUAUUACAUUCAGCUUCGUAUGUACAAUUUGAUAUAAUGGUAUAUCUGUUGUCACAUGGUGCAAAUCCUAAUAUAUAUGGUGGAGAAUUUACACCUCUUCUAGCACUAUGUGCUUCUAGAUGUGGUCUGCCUGAAACAUGUUUGAAAUGUCUUGUGCUUUUAAUAGAAGCAAAAGCUGAUGUAAAUGCUGUAGGUAAACAUAGAGAAACAGCUCUAAUGCAUGCUUGUAAGACAAAAAAUACAGAAUUUGUCAUGGAGCUUCUAAAACAUAUAGAUGAUAUCAAUUUUUGUGAUAAUUAUAGGCAAACUGCUUUAAACCAUGCUGUUACAAGCAAUAGACCAGAUAUUGUAUCAGUUCUUUUGAUGCAUGAUGCAGAUCCAGAUAUGCCAGACAAAGAUGGCUACACUCCUGAGAUGAUUGCCGUCAGAGAAGGUUUCAAAGAGAUAUGUGAACUGUUAGAUGUCGAGUGCGAAAAAGAAGACUAUGAAAUAUUCCAAAUAGAAUAUUGGGGAGAUUUAUUUCCAGAAUUAUAUCCUAGAAAGGAGAAAAGUGUGCAUGAAGAAAUAUUGAAUUUGUUAUUUAACAUGGGUCCCUGUAACAUGGAAAGAUAUAAAAUAUUGUUCGCAAGAAUGGAAUUGAAAACUUUCGUACAAUUGACAGAAGAUGAUCUCUGCCAUUUAGGAGUAAAUAUUACUGUUCACAGAGAACGGUUUUUAGAAUAUCUUCAUUAUUUUCAUUGUCAAAUGUGGAAAGUGAAAACGCUCGAAGCGGGUAGAAAAUCUACUACAUACUCAAUUUUUAUUAGUGUGGGAUCGUUGGGAAUUAUAAAAACUCAGAUUGGUAUUAUAGCUUCUAGUUUUACAUUUGUUAAAAAUAGUUUUAUGGAAUGUGCAACCAAAGAUAUCUACCUCAAUUCUAUGGAAAGAGUCAAGUACGAAGAAGAACUAAUAAAAAUACGAAAAGCUCUAGAAAUAUUAAAAACUGAUAUGAAGCAUUUUAAAAAAUUAGCGCAAAAGCUCCACAAGGAAAAUGAUAUUGGUAUUCCAGCAUGUUUUUUGUCCAGCCCCAAAAAACGUAAAAACAGAACCAAAUGGGUUAUAUCGUUAAGUGUUACAUUAAUUAUAGGACUAUACAUAUGUAAAACAUGUAUUCACAAAUGAUAGAACGUAAACACGAUAAUGUAAUUUGACAUUUUUUUUUUUAGUACAUUUAAUAUGUUCUUGCAAACGUCAUUAAUUUUCUUUUUCAUAAUACAUGAACUCACACUUAUACACACAAGAAUACACACAAGAGAAUUUAUU
Messenger RNA from Harpegnathos saltator (Jerdon's jumping ant), 1803 nucleotides. RefSeq lists its product as uncharacterized. Lineage: Eukaryota; Metazoa; Arthropoda; Insecta; Hymenoptera; Formicidae. Gene Ontology annotation, molecular function: protein binding. The transcript is spliced from 9 exons. The record is from RefSeq and is a predicted model, not a curated record. Bases 226 to 1662 code for a protein of 478 amino acids.